Molecule: messenger RNA, 225 nt
Organism: Chlorella variabilis
Lineage: Eukaryota; Viridiplantae; Chlorophyta; Trebouxiophyceae; Chlorellales; Chlorellaceae
Exons: 2
Biological process (GO): transmembrane transport
Cellular component (GO): plasma membrane
Molecular function (GO): water channel activity
Source: RefSeq, a predicted model, not a curated record
CACACAGUGCACAUGACCGCUGUGGACGUCCGCUCUGUGGCACAGAAAGGACUGGCGCCACUUGCAAUUGGCAUGACAGUCUUCCUCGGACAUGCCGUGCUGCUGGCUGUUGACGGCUGCAGCAUCAACCCGACACGCUCAUUUGGCCCUGCUGCCAUCAGUGGGACGUGGGACAACUUUUGGAUCUUUGUGGUUGGGCCCAUCGUGGGAGCCAUGUUCUCAGGU